This is a messenger RNA of Acanthosepion pharaonis, 1257 nucleotides long. Lineage: Eukaryota; Metazoa; Mollusca; Cephalopoda; Sepiida; Sepiidae. The record is from the annotation of a GenBank genome assembly.
AUGGCGUACUGGUUCCAUCGUAAUCCUCUCAAGGCCACAUCAUCUGUUACAUUUGAGUUACAUGGAGUCACUAGCGACCAAAUAUCACGAAAAAUAAUCAGUGAUUUGCGACGAACCCGGGAUCAUUUGCUUGAACUGCUCACGGACCCCGGUCAUGAUAAGACAACUAUCGUGAAGGCGUACAAUGAGUAUUUCAGCUUGCUCCAAGGUUUAUACACACCCUUUGAAGAUGGUGGUGAUGAAAAUAAAUUGCGGAAGGCAAUACUUUUCAGAUGGACCAACACACUUAUGGGAAAAUCUUCAGUGGCUCAAAAAGAUGCUAUUUAUGAACAUGCCUCUAUGGCCAUCAAUGUAGCAAUGUGGUUUACUAAACAUGCUGCCAAGUUAGCUGCUCGAGAAGAUCCUUCAAUGGAAGAAGCAAAAGAGGUACACAAAUGUCUACGUAUAGCUGCUGGCAUUUUUACUUAUGUGAAGAAUGACUUAUCCAUGAAAUUGGAAGAUAUUGACAAUGGUACAGACGUUGACAUUCGAGUUAUUGAUGCUUACAUUCAUCAAUGUACUGCUGAAGCCCAGGAAGUGACCACUGCUCGAGCAAUUGAAUUAAAACAUGCAGCCAGCCUGAUUGCAGCUCUAGCCUAUGAAACUUCUCAAAUGUUCACUAAAGCUGAUGAUUCAAUUUCAACUUUAGAAGGAGAUGCUUUCAACAAAUGGAGGAAAUAUUUCCAGCUCAAGAGCAAUUUCUAUUUAGCCUAUGCUUACAAUUACCACGGUGAGAUACUGCUGGCCCAGGAUAAAUGUGGUGAAGCUAUAAAAUGCCUUGAAGAAGCCACAAAAUGUUUUGAAAAAUCUGGGAUCCAGUGUAAAGAGUAUUCUUCAAUGAAAGGUGGUGCAACAAAUGCAAAACCCCAGGAUCAUUUGUUUUUCAGAAGUUUAGGACCAAAAGUACGACGAACACUGGAAAAAUGUCAAAGAGAAAAUGGAAUGAUUUAUCAUCAAAAAGUCCCUUUUGAUGCCCCAGUUAUUGAAUUGAAAGCCACAUAUGGAUUAGUUAGUCCUGAGGAAUACCAGCCUGUACCUCUCAACUCUGUCUGGUCAGCAGCUAUCUAUCAAAAGUUUUCUGUUCCAAACACAGGAGUUGUCAACAUGCAGCAAAAAAAAGAGACUGCAAAACCUGAGGAACUUCCACAAGUGAAAGAAAAAGAAUACCCAAUGUCAGAUAAGGACCCUAAAAAUACCAGUGGAUGUGUUGUCUCCUAA